GUUCUACAUUAUAUCGACGUUUUAGCUCAGAAAAAUCUACACAAACGAAACCAUUUUGAAAUAAAAACACGAAUAAAAUAGCGUUCAAAUGUAAAUCCAAAGAGAUUAAGUAAUCUCGUUCCAGCCAUUCCAUGUCUACCCAAUAAAGACACCAGUACCGUAGAUACGUAUUCCACAAGUUAAGAACGCGGUAACUACCAUAAACCAUUCUAUUGCCCACUUACAGCUGACCAAGGCUUCUUGGCAUGGGAAGAAAAGAAGUCGAAACGAAGCUGAUUUGCGGAUUCCCGUCCCGCCCAACAUUAGCCCCGCCUACGGUUCUGGGCGGCUGGCGCGAAAACCCUGGAUUUAUUGCCAGUAUGCACCGAGUCGUCGACAAGGACGCUCCCGAAUUGUCAGUUACCGUAUGUUAGUUUACGAGUGUAUGCGGAGCUGGAGUGAACAGGAUGAGCUCCGUGCAAGAAGAGAAAGUUCCUACCGAGGGACCAAAAACUCAUGUACGGGAGUUGAGGAAUACUGAAUUGGUCUCGCGUCUUCUAGCAGCCACUCCACCUUACCUCUACAGCGCUUUACCGCUUCAGCCACAUGCAUUCUUCUUCAGUGAAAUGCUUCGGUCUUUUGUGAAUGCACGUCACGGCUGCAGACCUCCGCACUACCAUCGCCGCUUUAAGCGCCGAACUCACAAAUAUUUCGCCGAAAAUGAGAACGAUUGGCGACGUGAGUGGCCUAAACAUGAGGAAGAGAAGAAAGAGUCAGAGACGCGGCCUGAAGUUCCUUUGGAGCUAACUGUGGACAAACAUACGAGGGUCCGGGAGCCAUCACCGCGCAGAUUAUCUCCAAAGGCUGAACAGGCUAAGCCGAGCAGCAGCCCUGAUCCACCAGGUCGACAGUCAUCUUACGUAGACGUAGGAACAGAAGAACUUCCAAAGCCUUCUCCAUGCGUCGGUCGAAGCACUGAGACGUCAGCAGUACCACAAUCAAACCUAAUUCUCCCCCCACCUCCACCAAUGUGGUACCCACCUCUUUACAAUCCUGGAGGUUUCGGUGUAGAUCCAUUGAACUUCUUCAUAGAUCUACGUGUGUCUGGACACAUUUACGAUAGGAAGAGGGCUUUGGCUGAAGGGGUGGAGAAUACACAAGACCCUGCUAGGGAUGAUGGUUUAGACAAGAGGCUUGCUAGAGACUUUGUUCAGCGACCUCGACAUGUGUCAGCGUUCUCUGUUCCAGUUCGCUCAAGCAAUGUUCCAGAAUCAGAGAAGUAUUUUGAGCUGUCUGGUGCGAAGGUAGCAAGCAAUGCAAAUGGGACGUCGUACAUCAUGAGGAAUCUCAAACGGGUGUACGAAGAUGUUCAUAAUACGCAAGACGUCAAAGACAAUGCCAAAGUCAGCAAGAAUGAUGAUACCAAAGCCGAGUCGUCAGAUGUUGACGAUGAAGAUAUUAUAGAUUAGAAAUAUUUAUCUAAAUGUAAUCUAUUUGAAUAUAAUUAGGUAUUCAUAGCGUUUUGCUUAAACAUUUUUGAAAGUAUAAAUGUUACUGAAACUUUGAAGCCUUAACAAACCAAAAUCAUUAUUAAGGACACAAUCUGGAAAUUGGUUUUUACAUUGACGAUAAGUCGGAAUAAAUUGAAACUAAAAUAGUCAUUUUGUUGUUACCUACAUAUUUAUUCAUAUUUCCGAUUUAUAUGGCAUGCCAAUCCAAUUUAUAUGGCAUGUUUGUACAGUCAAAGGUCAAAAGUCCACUGCCACCGUGAGUGAUGUUCACACGGCAAUGCGUAAGUAAUUU
This is a messenger RNA of Spodoptera litura, 1782 nucleotides long. RefSeq lists its product as uncharacterized. NCBI's taxonomy places the organism in Eukaryota, Metazoa, Arthropoda, Insecta, Lepidoptera, Noctuidae. The record is from RefSeq and is a predicted model, not a curated record.